Messenger RNA from Penicillium argentinense, 18204 nucleotides. RefSeq lists its product as uncharacterized. The transcript is spliced from 8 exons. The record is from RefSeq and is a predicted model, not a curated record. Bases 1 to 18204 code for a protein of 6067 amino acids. NCBI's taxonomy places the organism in Eukaryota, Fungi, Ascomycota, Eurotiomycetes, Eurotiales, Aspergillaceae. Gene Ontology annotation, molecular function: catalytic activity; phosphopantetheine binding.
AUGGCCCAAUCCUCUCACUGCUACCUGCCUCGCUUCGCCCCCGCGGUCGACGGGCCGAAACGCCCGGUUUCCAUGAAGACGAGACCGACCUCUUCGCAAUGUGCGCAGUUAUUAACCGCCUGGCACGAAGGGCGUCUGGAAUCCAUACUGCAGGCCACCUGGGCGCUGGUCCUGCACUACUAUAUCCGCUCCGAGGAUAUCAGCUUCGGCUAUCAACACAUCGACGGUGACUCCAUCUCCUCUCGACACCAUGUACAGCGGUCGAAUGUCACCACCCCCGACCCCGAACUGUCGGCCAUCCGGUUGGCAAUUGACGAGAACGACUCCAUCAAGGCCAUUGUAGAUAAAGUGCGGAGCGGUGAUGGAAUCGAACAGCUCAGCGGUGCCGGAAGCGUAGAGGGCGUUUCUCAGGGCUACCUGCCUUUCAACACCAUCCUGAUGCUGCGCACAUAUCGAAAAACUGCCGAUCCCUCGUCGGCACCCUCUAAACCCAUGCUGGCCAGUGCUCUGCCAGGCCAGUGCCAAGUACGUCUCCAUGUAAAGGUGUUGCGCCGGGACAUCAACAUCUUCCUGGAAUGGCGAAACGGCGACAUGUCUGGCGACCAAAUGAAGAGCGUGGCCCAUAUUUUCGAGCAGAUGCUUGCCAAAGUGCUUUCUUCCGAUAACACCGCUAUUAGCCAGCUUAAUUUGUUCUCGGAGAAUGACUGGCAACGCAUCCGCAAGUGGACCGCGCAGGUACCCCAGGUCCACGACCGCUGCAUUCACGAUGCCAUCCACGAGCAAGCGCUGAGCGGGCCAGACAGGGAAGCUGUCUGCGCGUGGGAUGGCAGCCUCACCUAUGGCGAGCUUGACCAGUUGGCAUCGAAGCUGGCCUGUCACUUGCGCAUGCAGGGCGUCGGCCCGGAACGGCGCGUCGCACUAUUGUUUGAUAAAUCGAAAUGGAAUAUCGUUGCUAUGCUUGGCGUGAUGAAGGCCGGGGGUGCCUUCGUGCCGUUGGACCCAACGCAUCCAACCUCCCGUCUGCAACGGCUGAUCGAAUCUGUCCAUGCGGACGUUGCGCUAUGUUCGGAGACGCGCGCCGACGCAUUGAGACCUAUUGUGAAGACGCUCAUUCCACUCUGUAGCGAGACGAUGGACCGUCUGCCCGCGCCGGCCGAGGGAGUCGACCUGGCAUCGGGUGUGACCAGCCAGAAUGCCGCAUAUGUCCUGUUCACCUCCGGAUCGACGGGCGAGCCGAAGGGCACCCUGCUCGAGCACCGGGCCUUCCUGUCCAGCUCCAUGGCCCACGGAGCUGGGCUCUGCAUCUUCCGCGAGACACGCGCCUUGCAAUUCGCGGCGCAUACAUUCGACGCCAGUCUGGCAGAGUCGCUCACUCCUCUGAUUCAUGGUGCUUGUGUGUGCAUCCCCAGCGAGGAAGACCGGUUAAAUGACAUUGUGCGCUUCAUAAAUGAGAAGCGGGUCACCCAGGCCUGCUUUACCCCGUCAUUCAUCGGCUUUAUUGAAAUCGAGAGCGUGCCAGGGCUGCAGAGUCUCGUCCUGGCUGGCGAGGCAAUGUCGCAGUCGCAACUGGCUACCUGGUCCAGAAUCCAACUUGUCAAUGGCUACGGUCCUACCGAGGCCAGUGUUGCGUCGGUGCUGAACACUGGUGUCGCACGGAACUCGGACUGUAAAGAUAUUGGACUGCCGGUUGGUGUGAGAGCAUGGCUGGCGAACCCUGAAAACCACGACGAACUCGUCCCGGUCGGUUGUCCUGGUGAGCUACUGCUCGAGGGUCCGACCCUCGCUCGUUGCUACGUCAAUAACCCGGCCAAAACGAACGAAUCCUUUAUCUACGACCCUGUGUGGACCAAGUUCGACGCUGAAGGCGGCUCCAACCGCAGAUUCUACAAGACUGGUGACCUGGUGAGAUAUAACUCCGACAUGGGUGCCCUCAACUACAUUGGUCGAAAAGAUACCCAGGUUAAGGUUCACGGCCAGCGCAUUGAGUUGGGUGAGAUCGAGAACCAACUGAACAAGGACACCAACGUGACCCACUGUUCUGUAUUCUUCCCUAAGUCGGGCUUUUCCAAGGGUCGUCUGGCGGCCGUCAUCUCGUCGGUCGGACUCUUGGCUGAGCAAUCCGAUGCUGACUUGGAGCCCCUGCGCCUCAUUCCCACUUCGGAGAAAACAAAGAUUAUUCCUGGCAUUCGUGAGCGACUCUUGGCACGCCUGCCGACGUACAUGGUACCUGCAGUCUGGCUUUGUGUAGAAGCAAUGCCGCUCCUCCCAUCCGGAAAGCUUGAUCGGAAGGGUAUCGCCGCUUGGGUGACCACGAUGGAGACCGACCCUGAUGUCGGCAAGUCUUCUGGAGGCGCUGUGACUGAGGCAGAAGUGCCUCAGCCUGCGAAUGAGACCGAACAGGCUCUCGCCGCAGUCUUCAGCCGUGUGCUCAACAUUCCCCAGAACCAUGUCAGUCUAAGUGAAAGUUUCCUCGCCCUGGGUGGUGACUCCAUUGCUGCGAUGACUUGCAUUGGUCUCUGCAAGAAGCGUGGGAUUGGUCUUUCUGUGCAGGAUGUCCUUCGCAGCAAGUCGAUCCGGGAUCUGGCUUCGCGGGCGAAGUCCAUCGAGCAUCUCAUGACGUACCAGGAGGUGGUUGACGAACCAUUCGACCUCUCUCCUAUCCAGAUUCUGCAUUUCGGCGUUCGCAAGGAGGGCCAGGGCCACUUCAACCAAGGUAUUCUCACUCGUCUGAACAAGCCUCUGGAGGAGCGUACUCUGCGCAAGGCAAUUGAGACUCUCGUCUCUCGUCACUCCAUGCUCCGUGCUCGAUUUGAGAACACAGGCUGGUCCACAGCUUCCAACCAGCGGAUCACUCGUGAAAUAAAGGGCUCAUACAGAUGGCGCAGCAACAUUGUCCGCUCCAUGGAUGACAUCAAACCCCAUGUUGCGGAUAGCCAGUCUUGCAUCAACUGCUUCUCUGGUCCAAUGUUGGCAGUCGACUACUUCCGUUUCAGGGAAAAGCAGCACCCGCCUGUGUUGUCUAUGACUGCUCACCAUCUGGUUGUCGACAUUGUUUCCUGGCGAAUCAUUUUGGAAGAUCUUGAGGACUUGAUCCUGAACCCUGGAAAGACAGGAAGCGAGGAUGCCUCACUUCCUUUCCAGACCUGGUGCCAAUUGCAGGCUGAGCACUCUAAGAACAUGUUCGUCGAAGACAAAAUCUCCAAGGAUCAACUUCCUGCCCCUGACUUUGGAUACUGGGGUCUGAAGACCCACUCGACUACCUACGGUGAUGUUGAUUGUGCUGCCUUUGAGAUCGAUGCGACUCACACGAACGCCAUCUUGCUUGAUUGUCACAAGGCACUGGAUACCGAGCCCAUCGAUCUGUUCCUCGCUUCCAUGCUCCAUUCAUUUGGUCAAUCGUUCACAGAUCGUGCUUUGCCAACCAUCUUCAACGAGGGACACGGACGUGAGGUUUGGGAUCCUUCUAUUGAUAUUUCGCACACUGUCGGCUGGUUCACCAUUCUGCACCCGAUCUUCGUCAACUCGUACAAGUCAGACGACCCAAUUGACACUCUCGUCAAGGUCAAGGAUCUUCGUCGCCGAGUCUCUGAUAAUGGUCGCGCUGACUUUGCAAGCCGCGUUUUGCCCAUCGAGGGCAAGCAGUCUGGUACCUACCCGCAUCCCUUCGAAAUGUCCUUCAAUUAUGUCGGUCAGCACCGUGAUCUUCAGCGUCAGGACGGUCUUUUCCAGCUUGUCGAUCAGAUGGCUGGUGAGACUGGUCAGGGUAGUGGUGAUGCAGACUUCGGUCGCGAUACUCCCCGUUUCGGCCUGUUUGAGAUUUCGGCCAUGGUCACUGGUGGCAAGAUCCGGUUCACAUUUUCUUUCAACAAGUUUAUGCAGCACCAGGAUCGCAUCCAUUCUUGGGUGUCCAACUGUCAAGAGCAGCUUUUGUCUUUCUCGGAGCAGUUGACUGCCAUGAACCCACGACUGACUUUGAGCUCUUUCCCGAUGUUGUCUCUCAACUACGACAGCCUCGACAAAAUGCUCAACCAAAAGCUGACUGCCAUUGGUGUCACCUCUCCCGACAUGAUCGAAGACAUCUAUCCUUGCUCUCGCAUGCAACAGGGCAUUUUACUGGGCCGAACUCGGGACAGCUCUUAUUAUGCCGUUCACGAUACCUUCGAGGUCCGCGGUACUGGAUCUACCGAGCCUAAUAUCGACCGUCUUGUAGAAGCGUGGAAGACAGUAACUGCUCACCAUGCCAUGUUCCGUACCAUUUUCGUCGAGAACCUUACUCCGGGGGACCCUUUCUGCCAGGUCGUAUUGAAGGAGUACGAUGCCAGUCCCGUGUUCCUGCAGUCUUCCGGAGAUAGCGAUAUUUUCGCUACCUUCGACGCUCAAGAACCCAAGGAUUACAGCGAGCUCACUCCGGCCUAUCGGUUCAGCAUCUGCCACACAGCCACUGGCCGCAUCUUCUGCCGCAUUGAGCUGAGCCACGCUGCUAUGGAUGGAAACUCGAUCUCUAUCAUCCUUCGUGACCUGCAAUUGGCCUAUGUCGGCAGACUCGAGGAGACUCGCCGACCUCUAUUCAAGGACUACAUGCGCUAUCUUCAGGAUGCCCCCAAGAAAGCUAGCAUCAACCAUUGGCGCUCGUACCUUUCCGACGCGAAGCCAUGCUUAUUCCCUGUCCUGACUGAUGGCCCGCCUCCUCAGGAGAAGACUCUGCGCUCCAUCCCAGUCAACUUUGCCUACUUGUCCGAGCUCCAGACUGUCUGCGAGAAGAAGGGAAUUACUCUAUCCAACGCUUUCAAUGCCGCCUGGGGUCUUACUCUGCGCUACUUUACCGGCUGUGAUGACGUCAGUUUCAGCUUCAUGGCAUCCCUCCGCGACGUUGCUGCAGAUGGAGUGCUGGCUGUUGUUGGUCCUGUCAUCAACCUGAUGGUUUGCCGGAUGAAGGUCUCCGGCAAUUCAGUUCUGAGCGAAGUUUUGGACCAGAUCCAGGACGACUAUAUGGAGAGCCUGCCUUACCGCCACACCUCCCUCAUUGACAUUCAACAUGCUCUGAAGCUCUCUGACACAAACCUGUUCAACUCUGGUGUAUCCUACCGCCGUCUUCCCGGCGCCCAGGACGCUGUCAGCAGUGACAUCGAGUGUGUGGAGGUCGGUUCGAUCCAUGACCCUGCCGAAUUCCCUGUCUACAUCAACAUCGAGGCCAUGGACUCCAAGGCGCGCAUUGACCUCAACUACUGGACCACCAACCUCUCAGAUUCCCAGGCGACAAACGUUGCUAACACUUAUGUUCGCUGUCUUGAGAGCAUCCUGACCCAUACAGAUAGCCAGAUAUGCCAGCUCGAUAGCCUCAGUGAACAGAACAAGGCCGACAUCCUUUAUUGGAACAGCAAAAAUCCCCAGCCUGUUGAGAUCUGCGCCCACCAGGUCGUUCAGGAUAUGGCCAAGAAGCGCCCGGAGUCUUUGGCCGUGACUGCUUGGGAUGGUAACCUCACCUACUCCAAGCUAGAUCAGUUCUCAUCUCGCCUGGCGAGCUACCUUGUUACUUUCGGCGUCGGUCCUGGAAGCUUGAUCCCGAUUUCCUUCGACAAGUCCGUCUGGCACAUUGUCUCUAUGCUCGCUGUCAUGAAGGCUGGAGGUGGCUGCAUUCCAGUUGACUCGCCGAAGACGAUGGGCCUCGUCGACAAGUAUGCCCAGGACAAUGUGAUUCAGGUCGCUCUUGCGUCUCCCGAGAAGGCUCAAGUCCUCGAGGAGGUUAUUCCUUACGUUGUCCCAGUGAGCGAGUCCCUCCUCGAGUAUCUCGGGGAUGAGCCCCUGCUUUCAAUGGCAUGCUACUCCGAUCCGGCAUAUGUCUCGUUUACUGCUGGGGCAUCAGGCUCCGCGAAGGGUGUUGUCUUGGAACAUGCUACCAUUAUCACCCGAGCUGAAGCAUUUGCCGCAUCGCUGAGGCUCACGGAUUCUUCUCGUACCUUCCAAUUCGCUCCCAAAACAUCCGAUCUCUUCUUGCUUGAGACUUUCGGUACGUUCAUUCGUGGAGGCUGCGUCUGCAUUCCGGCAGACAUUGAUCCUGCUACCAUGGCCGCCUCGAUCAAUGUUUUGCACGCCAACGUUGCUUGCUUCACUCCAACGGUGGCCACCUUCAUCUCCCCGAAGGAUGUCCACGGCCUGAAGACUGCAGUGCUGGUCGGAGAAGCAGCAACUGAGCCUAUUAUGGAGAGGUGGCAGUCUGAGGACCUCCAAUUGCAUUCUUUGUUUGGUACGACAGAGUCUUCGUAUGCCUCUUGUCAUACUUCGGUCACCCGAAGCACCCAAAACAAUAUUGUUGGAUUCCCCGUGUCUGGAAUUUCAUGGGUUGUCGACCCCAGUAACCAUCAAGCUCUUGUGGCCGUUGGCUGCAUUGGUGAACUGGUGAUUGAGGGCCCCAUCGUGGCCUCGAAGUACCUGGCGAAUGCUGGGCAAGAGAGCAAUGCAUUCUUCGAGAACCCCUCUUGGAUCGCCUCUUUUGCCAACAAGUCAUAUGAAAUUACGCAGACCAGGAAGUUCUUCAAGACCGGCGAUCUAGUCCGUUACAAUGGUGAUGGCUGUCUGGUGUACAUUGGAAAGAAGGCCACAAGUCAAGAUUUGGGCUUCUCAAACGACAUCGCUCGCGUUCAGCAAUCCAUUAACAACUAUUUGGGCUCCAAGAGAAAGGCCGUCGUGGAUGCAGUCACCCUUCCCGGCGAUGAUUGCAACACUAUCGUCGCUUUCAUUGGCUCCUCAGCUGCCACACCGGCAUCCUUCAACACACACGUUAUUCAGAGCUCGUCGCCAGACAUGAAGACGACAAUUUCUGCUGUUCAUGCUCAUCUUACUAGCCGCUUCCCUGCUCACAAGGUCCCGAGUAGCUACAUCCCUAUCUCCUCUCUCCCACUAACCUCCCUUGGAAAGCUCAAUUCACAGGCCCUCAAGUCUGAGAUCCAAGGUCUGUCGCCAGGUGCUCUGCGAUCAUUCGAUAUCGAGAGCUGGACGGGAUCAAAGUCCUUGAACCGCAACUCUCACCAGUCUUCUCUUUGUGGAACCAACCUCGCCUUCUGGAAAGAAUAUCUGACUGAUGUCGAGCCUUGCAACUUCCCCUCUAUUUCCCUCGACCCAUUCAGCUCUGUAAAGUCGACCCGCACUCUCAACAAGCAAACCCAGAAGCUGCAUGCAUUCAGCAAAAUGUCUGGUGUCUCUGUAGAGACCCUCUUCCAGUUUGCCUGGGGUCUGGUGCUGCGCUGCUACACCGGCUCUGACGAUGUUUGCUUCGGAUUUGCUUCUGCAAACUCGGAUAAUCUCGCUGUUGCCAUCUGUCGUUUGAUGCUCAGCAACGAUCGCAAGCUGGAAGACUCUCUUCAGCACUCCAAGGCCGAGUUCGACAAGUGUCUGCAAAACUUUGCCGAUCUGCCUACUGUCAAGCACCACCUUGGUUUGGACGACACCAGUCUUUUCAACACCCUCCUGACUUUCCACACCUCUUCUUCCCUCCCUCAAGGCCAUGUCCGGGCAUAUACCACUGCAAAUGACUACAAGUUCACCGUGGCCGCGGAAGUUAAUAGCGCGGUUGCCGAAAUUCACUUCAGCUAUUCCUCGGACAUCCUUACCUCUAGCCAGGUCACCCAUGUCAUUGAUGCGUUCGAUCAUUUCCUGAACGAUAUCAUGUCAUCGAACCCCCGUUACCGCCUAAUCGGUGAUCUGGACCUCUUCCCUCAGCGUUCCUGCAGACAGAUCCGUGACUGGAACGCAACCCUCCCUCCCCGUGUUGAGAAGUGUGCCGACGAGCUCAUUCAGCAGCAGGCGCUACUGCACCCUCGUGCCGAAGCUGUUUGCUCUUGGGAUAAGAACUUCACUUAUGGCCAGCUUGAGAUCGUCUCCAGUCGUCUUGCACGCUACCUGACAAGCCUAGGAGUCAAGCCUGAAGUAUUCGUUGUCCUGUCUUUUGAGAAGUCUGCUUGGGCUGUUGUUGCCCAGCUGGCUGUCCUCAAGGCUGGUGGUGCAUUCGUCUCCAUUGAUCCCACUCACCCGGACUCUCGUCUGCAGAUGCUCAUUAAUGAAAUUGGUGCCAACCUCGUUCUGUGCUCUUCGACACUUCAGUCCAAAAUGGCCAAGCUUUGCAAGAAGGCUUUCGCAGUUUCCCAGAACUCGAUCUCCCAGCUGCCUGAAUCUCCUCUUGCUCUUCCUGGAACUCGUCCUUCUCCAAGCAACUCCGCCUACGCCAUUUUCACUUCUGGUACCACCGGCAAACCUAAGGCAACUGUGGUUGAACACACUGCGCUCAGCACAACCGCCAUUGCCAUGACCGAUGCCCUACACAUGAACUCCGGUACUCGCUCGUUGCAAUUCUCCAACUACACCUUCGAUGUCAGUGUCCUCGAAAUUAUGAUGACUUUGAUGACUGGUGGCUGUGUCUGUGUUCCCAGUGAGGAAGAGCGUAUGAAUAACCUCGGUGGUGCUAUCCGCCGCAUGGAGGCCAACUACAUGGCAUCUCCGCCUGCCAUCGUCAACACCCUGGAGCCCAAGAGUGUUCCGACUCUAAAGACCAUCAUCACCGGCGGUGAAAAGAUGCCCUCCAACCACAUUGACCGUUGGAGCGACCGAUUUGUGAUCAAUGCCUAUGGUCCCUCCGAAGCCACCGUCGUUGCUACUGUUGGUGUCAAGGUUGAUUGGGAUGGCAAUCGCGUCAACAAUGAUCCUACCUCUAUCGGCUACGCCGCAAACUGCAGAGUCUGGAUUGUUGACCCCAACAACUACAACCGUCUCCUCCCCGUCGGAGCUGUUGGUGAGAUGCUGCUCGAAGGUAGCAACAUUGCCCGAGAGUACCUUGGCAACCCCGAGAAGACCAAGGCUGCUUUCGUUGAGGAUCCGACUUGGAGUCACCACCCCGGACUGCUCGGUCUCUUCAAGCGCAAGGAUCGCAUGUACCGCACCGGUGAUCUUGUUCGUUACAACAGCGAUGGCACUCUUGCCUUCAUCUCCCGCAAGGACACUCAGAUCAAGUUCAACGGUCAGCGCAUUGAACUCGAGGAGAUCGAGCACCAAUGUCUCCGUGCUCUCCCCGAAGGUUCCCAAGUCGCGGUCGACGUUGUCGUCCCUCAAGAGCGAACUGUCGCAAAGGGCCUUGCUGCUUUCUUCACUGUUCACGAUCCCGAUUCCGUCGAAGGUGGCACCAGCGACCACUUUGCCCCGACAACCCCCGGCGUCGACCCCCUCCUGCUGCCCAUCUCUGUGUCCAACAUGGAUGCUAUUCAGAAGCUGAAGAGCUCGCUUCCCGACCUUCUUCCACAGAGCAUGAUGCCUCGUCUGUUCUUUCCCUUGCGCAACCUCCCAUUUACUUCUUCUGCCAAGAUUGAUCGCCGUCGCCUUCGUGCCAUGGUACAGACUUUGUCCAAGGACGUCCUGAAGUCCUACAUCACAUUUAGUACUGGGACUAAGAAGGACGAUACUUCUGCCGACGGCAUUGAAGCCAAGCUUCGCUCGCUUUGGGAGAAGACUCUUGAUCUCGAGGCCGGAUCUGUCACCAACGACGACAGCUUCUUUGCCCUGGGUGGUGACUCUUUCUCUGCCAUGAACCUCGUAGGAGCUGCUCAGGCUAUUGGGAUCUCUCUCAAUGUGGCCACAAUCUUCAAGUCUCCUGUUCUCAUCGAGAUGGCACAUGGUUGCUCUGAAUUUGUUGAAGCUCCUGCUCCCAAGAAGGCAGCUCUCGAGCCAUUCUCUCUCCUUCCCUCCUCUGUCAACGUUAACAGCAUUUUGGAUGAGGUUAUUGACAGCUGCGCCAUUCCCAAGUCCUCCAUAUGCGAUGUGUACCCUUGCUCUGCUGUCCAGGAAGGUCUUCUGACCCUCUCCCUCAAGCACCAAGGUGCCUACGUCGCCCAGCCAGCCUUUCGACUCGCCAAUGGUGCCGACCUCGAUCGCUUCAAGGCAGCUUGGCAGCAGACUGUUGCGGAUCUCGAGAUUCUGCGUACUCGCAUUGUUCACACUGAGGCUAUGAACUUUGCCCAAGUGGUCCUGAAGGAAGAGCCUAUCUCUUGGGUCCAUGCCGAAUCGUUCGAGCAGUUGCCCAGCGACACCACCGAGCUUCCUAAGCACAAUGGUGCUCCUCUGACCGGAUAUGCGAUUGUUCAGCCUCGUGGUUCUUCUGCUCGCUACUUCGUCUGGUCCGUCCACCACGCCCUCUACGAUGGUUGGAGCAUUCCCCUGGUCUGGCGCAAGGUUGAGGAGAACUACAACGCAACACGCACCGAGGAGUCAGUUACUCCCUACGGCCUAUUUAUCGAGUACCUCACCAAGAAAGACAUGAACGAGUCUGAUGCUUUCUGGAAAUCCUAUCUCAAGGAUCUGUCAAGCAUCCCCUUCCCCCAGAACAAGAAUUCCGUCCCAGAUGCUGUCCGUGCUGGCAACACCCAAUACAACACUCUGGAUAUUUCGCGUCCUGCGAACAGUGUUGAGUUCACCCUUCCUGUUCUCCUGCGUGCUGCUUGGGCGAUUAUUCUUGCUACUCACACUGGUUCCGGCGACGUUUGCUUCGGAGAGACUCUUUCUGGACGAAACAUCGAUCUUCCUGGUAUUGCAGACAUUGCUGGUCCCGUCUUGUCGACUGUUCCGACUCGUGUUCAGGUUGACAACGAGCUGCCUAUCGUCGAGUACUUGGACCAGAUUAACAAAUCUACCACCGACAUGAUUCCUCACCUCCACGCCGGUCUCCAGCGCAUUCGUCAACUUAACAGCGACACUGCAACCGGCUGCAACUUCAAAAACCUGCUUGUCAUCCAGUCCGGUGAAAGUGAACUGGAUAGCAAGAUCUGGGUCGACGAGAAGCGUGAGACUAGCGAGGAGUUCUUUACACAUCCACUGGUCCUGGAAUGUUCAAUUUCCAAGUCCAAGAUCUCCUUCAUCGUUCACCACGAUGAGCUGGUCAUCAAUGGCUGGCAGACAAGGCGUAUCACUGAGCAGCUCAGCCACGUCCUGAAGCAACUCAUGUCAAUCCCCAAGUCAACCACCGGCAAAUUGGUCGAUUUGGAAGUUGUCAGCCCCGAAGACAAGGCUGAAAUCGCUCACUGGAACCGUCGCGACAUUCCUCCUGUCGAGCGCUGUGUCCACGAGUUUAUCUUGGAGAAGACCAUGGAAACACCAAACGCUCCCGCUGUCUGUGCCUGGGAUGGAGAGCUUACCUACCGCGAGUUCUGGGAUCUGGCAUCCUCUUUCGCCAACUACCUCGUCGGCCGUGGUGUCGGUCCUGAAGUCUUUGUCCCUGUCUGCCUCGACAAAUCUGCCUGGGCGAUGGUCACCCUCAUCAGUAUCCUCAUUGCUGGUGGUGCCUACGUCCCAUUGGAUCCUCAUCACCCUGUUUCUCGACACGAGGAAAUUCUUGCCGAUGUUGGUGCAAACAUGAUCCUUUGCACGCCCAACUACACCAACCGCUACACUCGCGUUGUGAAGACCGUCAUUCCCAUCAGCAAGGAGACUAUCAAGGCUUACGGAUCCCUCAAUUCUUCUUCUCGGCCUCGCUCCCACCUGAAGGCCUCCAACAUGGCUUACGCUCUGUUCACCUCUGGAAGCACUGGUCGUGCCAAGGGUAUUGUCGUUGAGCACCGGAAUGUCGUCAGCAGCAUUAUGGCAUUUGGACCGAUGACCGAAAUGGGUCCCAAGUCUCGAGUCUUCCAAUUCGCCUCCCUGACAUUCGACGCCGCUAUCAUGGAGACACUGGCAAUCCUCAUGCUAGGUGGCUGCAUAUGCGUUCCAAGUGAGGAUGAACGUCUCAACGAUGUGGCUGGUGCAAUCCGCCGUCUCAACGUCACCUGGACUUUCCUCACCCCCUCGAUUGCUUCUAUCAUCGAGCCUUCGUCCGUUCCAUCCCUGGAAAUCCUUGUCUGCGGUGGUGAAAAGAUGUCCAAUGAGGUCAUCACCAAGUGGGCUAACACACUUAAACUCAUGAACGGCUACGGUCCUACUGAGACCUGUGUCUUCGCGGUCAUUGACACUUGUGUGGCUACGAACCGUGAUCCCGCACGCAUUGGCUACGGUAUUCCCAGCACCCUGACUUGGAUCGUCGACCCUGAGAACCCAAGCCGAUUGGCUCCUCUCGGUGCAGUUGGCGAGCUUGCCCUUGAAGGUCCCGCCCUGGCCCGAGAGUACUUGAAGAACCCUGAAAAGAAUGCCGAGGCAUUUAUCAACAACCCUGCCUGGGUGAAGGACUUCAAGAAGGCAUCCAUUCCCUCUCCUCGCCGCAUCUACUUGACCGGUGACCUUUGCUACUACAACGCCGAUGGCUCUAUCGAGUACAUCAGCCGUAAGGAUCAUCAGGUUAAACUCCACGGCCAGCGCAUGGAGCUCGGAGAGAUCGAACAUCGACUGCAUGAAGACCCACUUAUUCGCCACGCCGUUGUCAUUUUGCCCAAGACCGGCCCGCUCAAGCAGCGCCUGGUUACUGUCAUGUCAUUGAACAAGAUCGCUGCAGACAACAAGCUGAUCUCCGACAAGCCAUGCGAACUUGUGGAUCAAGACGAGUUCAACAACAAGGGAUUGGCUAGUCUCGUCGAAGUCCAAAAGAAACUGGAGACGCAGAUUCCCAUCUACAUGGUGCCCCAGACCUGGGCUCUAAUCAAGAAGCUUCCCAUGCUUGUCUCUGGAAAACUUGAUCGCAAGAAGAUCACUGCUUGGCUCGAGAACAUUGAUGAUGAUUCCUACGAGCGGAUCAUGCAAGACUACGAUCACAUGAAGCGCGGAGCUCCCGAGAAGCCACAGGAGAAGGAGCAGGAUGGAUCCUUGAAAAUCGUUCGGGAGAUUUUCUCGCAGGUUCUCAACAUUUCCCUGCAGAAGGUGAACGUGGAUCGAUCUUUUGUCAGUCUAGGCGGCGACAGUAUCACCGGCAUGGCCGUGAUCUCCAGGGCUCGCAAGCAGGGUCUGACCCUGACCCUCAAUGACAUCUUGCAAAGCCGAUCGGUGAAGGAGCUUGCACAGACUGCCAGUGCCAAGGCACCGGUAACUUCUCACCGUGAGGAGAAGGCCGGCGAAAGCUUCGCUCUUUCUCCCGUUCAGAAGCUUUACAUGCAAUCCACGAACUCGUACAAGGGUGCUGCGCGCUUCAAUCAAAGCAUCACUGUACGGAUCUCUCGUCGUGUUGAGGGCGAGGUCCUUCGACGUGCUAUCAAGGCUGUUACUAGUCAGCACUCGAUGUUCCGGGCCCGCUUCAGCAAGGUGAAUGGAACGUGGCAGCAGAAGGCAGCAGCUGAGGUUGACGAGUCGUAUCGCUUCCGCGCGCACUCUGUCAGCGAUACACGUGCUAUGGUCCCCAAGAUUUCGGAGAGCCAGUCCUGCUUGGACCCUCUCAAUGGACCAAUAUUCGCUGCCGACCUGUUCAAUCUUCGUAGCGGAGGCCAAGUGCUUUUCCUUGUUGCUCACCACCUGUGUGUUGACAUGGUUUCCUGGCGCAUCAUUCUCCAAGACCUUGAAGAGCUUGUUCUCUCUGGCUCGCUGUCUGACGAGAAGGCACUCUCCUUCCAGAGCUGGUGCGCUAUGCAGCUAGAGCGAGUAAAGACACGCGAUGCAGGUCUCGCUCUGCCCUUCACUCCUGAGCAACCCAACCUGUCCUACUGGGGCAUGCAGGAGUCUUCCAACUUGUACGGCGAUCUCAAGAUGGAGUCUUUCACCCUCAGUGAGGAGAGUACCAAGUUCAUCCUCGAGGACUGUCACGAGACUUUCGGGACUGAUACCGUCGACAUCUUGCUUGCUGCAAUUGUGCACUCAUUCAGACGCACUUUUACCGAUCGCAAGCUUCCCACCAUCUACAACGAAGGCCACGGCCGUGAGCCUUGGGAUGCAAGCAUUGAUCUCUCUCGCACCGUCGGUUGGUUUACUACCAUGGCUCCUCUUCUAGUCGACGGUCAGGAUGGUACCCUGAUAGAUACCAUCAAGCGCGUCAAGGACACUCGCCGAAAGAUCACCGACAACGGCCGUCCUUUCUUCGCCAAGAGCCUUUUGGCUGGCGAACAGCAGCCCGGCACUGAUGCUUUCCAACUUCCUCUAGAGAUUCUUUUCAACUACCUUGGCAGGCUGCAACAGCUUGAGCGCGCCGACUCCCUCUUUCGUCACCAGGGCAGCGUGUUCGACAGCUCUGACUUUGCUGUCGCUGGUGACAUGGGCCCCGAUACUGCUCGAUUCGCUCUCUUCGAGCUAUCUGCAAUUGUUGUGAAGGAGCGCCUCAAUGUCUCCUUCGCCUACAAUCGUCGGAUGCAGCGCGAGGGACAAAUCCGUCGUUGGAUCCUCCACUGCAAGCAGACUCUGGAGAAGGAUCUUGCUACCCUGAGAAACACCCCUGCAGAGCCCACUCUAAGCGAUUACCCCCUUCUGCCAAUCAACUACCAUGACCUGCAGAUUCUCAUCAGCAACACCUUCCGCAAGCUUGGCAUUCGCAGCAAGACCGAAGUCGAGAACAUCUACCCUUGCUCUCCUAUGCAGGAAGGUCUGCUGCUCAGUCAGCUCCGCGACCCCAGUGCCUACAUGUUCCACACUAUCUUCGAGAUCAAGGAUGCCCGCUCUGGCAAGGUGGAUCCGGAGAGACUCGCACGAUCCUGGAAGAUGCUGGUGGAUCGCCACCCGGUCCUCCGAACCACCUUCAUCGAUAGCAAUUACAGCGGUGGGUCGUUUGAUCAACUGGUCUUCAAGAAACUGAACGACAACAUCCUUCGCGUGGAGUGCACCGAUUCCCAAGUGGAGGAGAAGCUGGCUGCCAUCUCUCUUCGUGAUGCCAAUGCCAUACGCCCAGCAAAGCUUUCUCACCAAAUGACCAUUUGCAAGACCACCAGCGGUCGCGUUCUCGUCAAACUGGAAAUCAACCACGCCAUCAUUGAUGGUGGUGGUGUGGAUGUACUGCUUCGCGAUCUCACAAUGGCGUAUGACCGCAAGCUGGGCGAAGGCUCCGGUCCCCAAUUCAGCGAGUACAUCAAGUACAUUCGAACCCGCAGCCAAGUCGAAGCUCUUUCACACUGGAAGACUUACCUGGGAGGUGUCCGCCCUUGCCAUCUCGCUCCCAGUGCUGCUUUCCAGACUAAGCGAGAGCUAAGGGGCAUCCUCAUGGAUUUCAACCGCUACCCUGAGCUCCUGAGCUUCUGUGAAGGAGCUUCAGUCACUUUGGCCAACCUCACCCUGACUGCGUGGGCUAUGGUCCUUCGACAGUUCACUGCUUCCGACGAUGUCUGCUUCGGAUACCUGUCUGCCGGUCGCGAUGCGCCUGUCAACGGUAUUCAGGACAUGGUCGGUAUUUUCAUCAACAUGCUUUGCUGCCGCGUCAAAUUCUCUGCACAGCAAUCCCUCGCGGAUAUUUCUAAGCGAGUGAAUGCCGACUACAUUGCCAGCAUUCCCCACCAGAGCUGCUCCCUCGCCAGCAUCCAGCAUGAGCUGGGAUGGCAGGGACAGUCUUUGUUCAACACAACCCUCUCUAUCCAAAACCACACUGUUGCCGGUGGCACCAGGGAGAAGGGUCUGUCUUUCGAUCUCCAGCAUGCUCACGACCCUAGCGAGUAUGCUGUUACUGUCAACGUUGACAUUUCUCGCGGCCAUGAGGGCAUCAUGCUCCGUUACUGGAAUGAUGUUGUCUCUGAUGACCAAGCUCAGUCGCUUGCGGAUGCCAUCGCCAAAGUCUUCACCGGCUUCAUCGAGUCGCCUUCCGCGACCAUUCCGGCCACCAAACUCGAGGAGAGAGUCCUCACUGAGCAGUCCUUUGAGUGGGACAACUCUCAGGGCCCCAUCUCUGAAAAGGCCAAGACCAACAGAAAGAGUCUGGAUGGCACUGCCAUUCAAAAGAUCAUUGAUGACCGUGUUCAUGAGAUCAUCGGUCAAAUGUUGAGGGAUGGCAAGCUGAUGGUGCCCGGUAUGGCGACCGACAGUCUUUCUGGCUAUGGUCACCCCGACUCCGUUGGCUCGCCUUUCCCGUUGGAUGGUCUCCAGGGAGGAGCAGAUGAUUCAGGUGUUUGCUCGUCAACCUCACGAUCGAGCGAGGAGGGGAUGUCUGCCGAUGUGGAAAGGAGACUUUGGAGACUUUGGAGUACUGCCCUGGGUCUGUCACCCAACGUAGUGCGACAUCAGGACAGCUUCUUCAAGCUUGGUGGUGACAGUAUCACCGCCAUGAAGAUGGUCAGCGCGGCCCGCGAAGAGGGUCUUGUUCUUACUGUUGCCGAUGUCUUCAACAACCCUGUCUUUGAAGACAUGCUCGCUACUGUUCGCGCAGCCAACGUCACGCAGCAGAUUCUCAACGCUGAUCUCAAGCCUGUGCACAAGGAGGUGGAUGCCUUUCCUGACAGCAAGCCGACAACUUUGGCUCCCACCCCUUCUUCCGAGAGCAUUUCAGUUCUCCGUCCUUCGAAGGCUGUGGAUGAUGCCUCAUUGCAGAGCGGAAUUUGCCCCAAGAUUGGUGUUUUCAAGGGUGGUAUCGCCGACGUGCUGCCGGUGACUGACUUCCAAGCCAUGUCCUUGACUGCGACACUUUUCAAGUCGCGAUGGAUGUUGAACUACUUCUUCUUGGAAGGAAAUGGUCCCUUAGAUCUUCGACGCCUGCGUGAAAGUUGCUUGAAGGUUGUUGAUGCUUUCGAUAUCCUCCGCACUGUUUUCGUUUGCUUCCACGACCAAUUCUUCCAGGUCGUUCUGCGCAAGAUCCGCCCCAGCAUCUUUGUAUAUGAGACCGAUCGUGGACUCGACGAGUUCACUUCCACCCUCCAGCAGCGCGACCGUGAAUAUGGUCCUCGGGAGGGCGAGCAGUACGUGCAAUUCUACGUUGUCAAGAAGAAGGAAAGCGACCAGCACCGCAUCAUGAUCCGGUUGUCGCACACCCAGUACGACGGAGUGUGUCUCUCCAAAAUCAUGUCGGCCAUUAAAUUCGGUUACGAGGGCAGCCCUCUGCCUCCAGUGACUCCGUAUGCCAGCUAUCUUCGUCAACUUCCUGGCACCAUUACUCCGGAUCACUACAACCACUGGUCCAACCUCCUCAAGGGAUCCCAGAUGACCCAGGUCGUCCGUCGCAAGGGCACAUCUAUGUUCCAAAACAUCGGCGCCUUCACUGAAAUCCGCAAGACAAUCGAGGUGCCGCCCACCGCCCUCGGUAAUGUUACUGUCGCGACCGUCAUGCAGGCAGCCUGGGCCCUUACUCUCGCGAAGCUCUCUGCGCAGUCCGAUAUUGUCUUCGGCUUGACCAUCAGCGGCCGCAAUGCGACCGUCCCCGGUAUUGAAAACACGGUUGGACCUUGCGUCAACGUGGUCCCCGUCCGCGUCAAGCUUGAAGAGAAGUGGACUGGUGUUGAUCUGUUCCGCUUCUUGCAAGAUCAACAGGUCUCUAACAUGCCAUUCGAGUCUCUCGGCUUCCGUGAGAUCAUCAAGCAAUGCACUAACUGGCCUGCUUGGACCUACUUCACCACCUCGGUCUUCCACCAGAAUGUCGACUAUGAGGGAUCGCUGGAGCUCGACACCAACAAGUACCGCAUGGGAGGUGCAGGCGUCAACGACAACUUCGCCGAUCUGACAAUGGUCUCUCGUCCUGCGGAUGAUCGCAACCUCAACGUCACCCUGGGCUUCUCUGAGAAGGGACCGAUUCUUCCCUCGUUCGCUGAGCGCGUCCUCGACAUGGUCUGCGAAACUGCCCAGGCCCUUGUCGCCAAUCCAUCGACCUCCUUGCCUUCGCCCAAUAUGCUUCGCUCGCUUCCUUCUCAGGUCAUUGACGAUCUUCCUCGUGCCUCGGACGAGCACUUCCUCAGUGCCCAUCUCAAGUCUCGCUCUAUUGCAGAGCUCCUGGUCCACUCGGACAUCCUCUCUCGCUCAUGGCACCAAGUCCUCCCCAGUCGCACUGCGCCCACUAUUGAGGUGGACAGCGACGAAAAGCCCAAGCACCAGACAGCCUUCCAGCUUGACUCUUCUUUCUUCGACCUUGGCGGCGACAUCUUCAACAUGGCUCAGCUUGUUUGGCUCCUGGAGCAGGAAGGCCUCAAGGUUCGGCUCGAGGAUCUUCUCGAGCACCCUUCGUUCUUGGGUCAAAUGGCUGUUCUGGCUCUUCACAAUGCCAAGCGCCAGGAAGACAUGGCUCCUGAGUACGCCACAGGCGCUGCCUCGCCCGAUCGCUCUGUUCGUCCUCAGGUCGAGAAGAAGAAGACAUGGGACAAGGCCGUGACAUUGGCGAGAAAAUUGACUCGACGGAACAACGUGGUUUCCAGUCGAGCCUAA